AUGCUUCUCAACAUCAUUAUCGCCCUGUCGACUGUCUCGCUCUCAGUGGCUAAACCCGCCGCAAACUUCAAUGCAUCUAUUUCAACUCUCACAUCCCUAGGCUGCGAUGCUGCUUGCCAACGGGCCUUUAGCGAGGGACGAAAGCAGGACGUCGAGAUGUUCGGAACGGAUUUUGAUUUCGACUUUUACGCCACUGCUCGCAACUUCUCAUCGUCAAAGCCUGGCGACCUCCUCAAGUUCCAACCUCUGAACGGUUCAUCCCUAAGUGUAGUUUAUGGGCUUGCCGCCUAUCAAUACCAGUAUACUUCCGUCAGCUUGAAUGGAACCGUGGUGCCUGCUACCGGAUUUAUUGCAAUUCCAUACACUUCGGCUCGCCAGGAUGGAAAAUAUCCUGUCAUUGCUUAUGCCCACGGCUCCAUUGGCAUUUUCGCGGGAUGUCCGCCUUCCUCGACAUCUAAACUAUACGACUACGAUACCUGGAGUAUUCUAGCCCAAAACGGAUAUGCCAUUGUUGCCCCAGACUACGCGGGACUCGGGAACAAUUAUAUCGAGCACGAAUACAGUAGCUUCCCGGCGCACGCCAAUGAUCUCUACUACGGCAUGGUUGCUGCUCGCAAAAUAUUCACAAACACCUUCACCGACAACUGGGCAAGUGUUGGCCACUCUCAGGGAGGGGGAGCUGUCUGGAAGCUAUCUGAAAGUCCCCUUAUCAAGUCUGGAGCAGCAGCCGGUAACUACAUAGGAACCGUCGCCGUAGCGCCAGGUUCGAAACUUUAUGACUUGAUCCUUCUUACAGCGGAGACAAUCUUCCCCCUGUCCAACUAUAACACUUACUAUAUCACGUAUAUAUUCUUAUGGUUGUCCACUGCCCUUCGACGUGCUAUUCCCUCGGCGGAUAUGUCAGUCUUCUCGCAAAGGCUCUUGCAACGAGCUCAGAUCGCGGACCUCACGCAAUCCUGCAACGAUGGCGCUUUGGCCCUUGGACUCGGGCUCUCUCCCAAGGAGAUAAUAACAAGCACAGCCGCGCUCAGGAACAGCACAGACUUCUCUAACUGGCAAAAAAUGAAUGCUCCGGCCAUGGGAUCCAAAGCAGAGCAACCUCUUUUGAUCGUUCAGGGGUUGGCAGAUACCACUAUUUUACCUCAGAUCACCAUCAACGCCUUCAAUGACGCCUGUGGAUUCGGUAAUGAGGCACAUCUGAAUCUGUAUCCAGGCAUCGAUCACGGUGAUGUGCUCACAGCUAGUUCCCCCGACUGGCUGCGUUUUCUGCGUGAGCGUUUCGAGGGGAAGAGCACAAGUGGUGAAUGCAAGAAGGCUGUUUCUGGUCCGUUUGAUGCUGCUCACAUGGCCAUACUGAAUCAGUCUAGUAUAAUACUAGAUCUUUGA
This is a messenger RNA of Penicillium mononematosum, 1386 nucleotides long. Its product is annotated as alpha/beta hydrolase family protein. The record is from RefSeq and is a predicted model, not a curated record. Lineage: Eukaryota; Fungi; Ascomycota; Eurotiomycetes; Eurotiales; Aspergillaceae. The transcript has a single exon. Gene Ontology annotation, molecular function: triacylglycerol lipase activity. Gene Ontology annotation, biological process: lipid catabolic process. Bases 1 to 1386 code for a protein of 461 amino acids.